CUGCCUGGCGAGUCCCUUCUACCAUUUUCCUCGGCAGAUGCCGGGCAAAAGUAUCACUUUUCACGCCUAGCCAGCAAUAAGAAGGUUUAAACGCUUUCUUGCUGCGGCGAUCCUCGCACGAUGAGGCUGGCCGCGGUGCUGCUGGCGGCGGCCGUGCUCGGCCACUUGGCCGCUCCCGAGCAGGCGGCCGAACAGGCCAGAGAGCGGAAAAUGAAGCUGAUCAAAAAGUUCCUAAAGAAAAAGGUGGCUCAGGGACAAAUCAGACUGGUCGAAGGCAGUGAAAAGAAUGAAGGAAACGUCGAGAUAUUCCACAAGAACUCCUGGGGCAACGUUUGCGACGACGAAUGGGACCUGAGGGAGGCUGAUGUCGUCUGCAGACAACUGGGCUUCGAGAAAGGUGCCCGCACUGCGACGCAUUCGUCCAAAUAUGGACCAGCAAGACGGAAAUUCUGGAUGGAUAACUUGUAUUGCAACGGGGACGAGAGGCUCUUGAGCAAGUGCCGCUUCGAUGGCUGGGGGAUCAGCGACUGCGACAGCUCCGAGGCUGCGGGGGUUGUCUGCCACCCUAAUCAGGAAGAGACAACCCCUGCUCCGACCAAACCACCGAAAGUGCUCAUCCCGAUAGAGAAAGCGACGAAACAGCCGCUAAAGCUGCGACUGACGGGCGGCAGGGUUUCCGACGAGGGCAGGGUCGAGGUCAAGUUUUCGCCGGCAGGAGAAUGGGGUGUGUUGUGCGGGGACGGCUGGGGGUUGCCAGAGGCGAUAGUGGUGUGCAGGCAGCUAGGCCUCGGUUUCGCGAACGCAGCUGUCCAGACAGACUUUUUCGGAGGCCGCUACUCAAAAAAGACAAAUAAAACAACGCCGAUGGUGCUCAGCGGGGUGGAGUGCAGGGGAAGCGAAGCGUCCAUUGAUGCUUGUCUGCACCACCAGAUCAAUGAAGUCGACUGUCCAGGCGAAUCCGAAAAUAUCGCAGCCGUCGUGUGCACGCAAGCCCUGGCAGACCUGGUCAUCGACCACCACGAGCUGAUGCGGUCGAGCCACCUCGAGGACAAGCAGCUAUUUUUCCUGCAGUGCGCCAUGGAGGAAAAUUGCCUCGCCAGCCAAGCGUAUAAAAUACGCGACGAGAAUGAAAACUGGCACCUGGAUACACGCAGACUGCUCAGGUUCACCGCAACAAUCCACAACGUCGGAACGGACGCUUUCAGACCCUUUGUGCCCAAGCACCUUUGGCAAUUCCAUCUCUGCCACAUGCAUUACCACAGCAUGGAGGUUUUCGCCACGUUUGACGUGUUUGACGCGGCGGGCCGCAAAGUGGCCGAGGGUCACAAGGCGAGUUUUUGCCUCGAGGAUAAUCAGUGCAAGGCAGGUGUGGAACCCUCUUAUGCGUGCGCCAAUUACGGCGACCAGGGCAUUUCUGUGGGCUGCGCCGACAUUUACAAGCACAACAUUGACUGCCAGUGGGUCGACAUUUCCGAGCUCAAGCCUGGAAUGUAUACUUUUAAGGUGGCUGUCAACCCGGAGUUCAAAGUGGCCGAGCAGUCCUUUGAGAACAACGCCGCUUUAUGCAACCUGCUGUACACGGAGAGCUACGCGCACGUAUUCAACUGCACUUUACAAAGACCGUGACACCCACUUACAAAAUAAAGCAAAAUCUAAUAAGCGAACGAACA
This is a messenger RNA of Cloeon dipterum, 1670 nucleotides long. Its product is annotated as lysyl oxidase homolog 4-like. The record is from RefSeq and is a predicted model, not a curated record. Lineage: Eukaryota; Metazoa; Arthropoda; Insecta; Ephemeroptera; Baetidae. The transcript has 9 exons. Gene Ontology annotation, biological process: peptidyl-lysine oxidation. Gene Ontology annotation, cellular component: membrane. Bases 121 to 1626 code for a protein of 501 amino acids. Gene Ontology annotation, molecular function: protein-lysine 6-oxidase activity; copper ion binding.